AUGAGUGUUGUUCAGGAUGAACAACACAUUGAAGCGAUAUCGACUAACAGAGAGUCGAUCGUAGAGCGAGCCCGAUCGACUAAAAGAGGGUCGAUCGAAGAGGACGUGACUGUGGCUGUACACCCACAGUCAGCACACGUAUUUGUAGAUAGUUCCAACGUUCCUGAGAGUGAUAACUCCCGAGAGAGUUAUGUUGAGGGUGUGGAUCCCCAACCACCUGCGGAUGUGUUUUCCCAGGGAAUCACCAAGACAGUGAAUGUCUUGGUGAAUAACGGAUCAAGUGUAGGCACUUAUAAACUUGACCUGGUUACACCCCCGAAGUCAGCCUCGGAGGUAAUCAAGUUGCCAACGCUAGAAUCUAAGAGAUUCUUGCAAGAUCUACGUAGUGACAAGAUCAAGAAGAUCUGCGUAUUCGUCACCGAGGACGAGUACGUCGCCGAUAUUCGGUCAGCACAAGUGUUUACUGAGAACGAGCGGGUUCCCAGUAGCUCAUCGAUGGACGAGUGUGUCCUCAACGGAUGA
Messenger RNA from Peronospora matthiolae, 522 nucleotides. NCBI's taxonomy places the organism in Eukaryota, Oomycota, Peronosporomycetes, Peronosporales, Peronosporaceae. The record is from the annotation of a GenBank genome assembly.